Doryrhamphus excisus (bluestripe pipefish) is the source of this 3701-nucleotide messenger RNA. Lineage: Eukaryota; Metazoa; Chordata; Actinopteri; Syngnathiformes; Syngnathidae. The record is from RefSeq and is a predicted model, not a curated record.
CUGAUGCAUGCGUGGAGCCCAGCUUUGACGUUCACGCAGCACCUCCUCUUCUGCUUAACUCGGUUAUCCAAUCAAUGGACGCCAAUUACGUGGUAUGUUAAAAGACCAAGAUGGACACAUCGCGUCACUGAUCCUACUCGCCUCUCCCGUGGAGAAGAUGCCUUCCAGGCCGGACUCCUCCGUGCAGAUCCCGACGAGGAGCCUCCAGGAGGGGACCUGCUCCAAACUUUUUGGGUGCUUGCCGCCGGCCUACAGGGAGGAACUCUCCCACGUGUUACAUCUCACGGGUCCGCUGCUGCUGUUUCGGAUUCUGAACUUCCUGCUGCCUCUUGUGAUCACCAUCUUCUGUGGACACAUCGGCAACGCGGAACUGGCCGGAUACGCUCUGGCAUCAGCGACCAUCAACGUGAGCACCACGGCCACCGCGGAGGGCCUGACGCUGGCCUGCGACACGCUCAUCUCUCAGACGUUCGGCAGCAAGAACCUGAAGCGGGUGGGCGUGAUUCUGCAGAGGAGCUUGUUCAUCCUGCUGCUCUUCUGCUUGCCCUGCUGGGCCGUGCUCAUCAACGCGCACAACAUCCUGCUGAUCAUGCGCCAGGACCACCACGUCGCCGGGAUCGCCCACAUCUACAUGAUGGCCUUUCUACCAGCUGUUCCAGCCAUGUUCCUGCAUCAGCUGCAGGUGGCUUACCUGCAGAACCAGGGUAUCAUCCUUCCUCAGAUGUACACGGCGGCAGUGGCCAACGUCUUCAAUCUGGGGCUCAACUACGUCCUCAUCGUCAGCCUGGAACUGGGCGUCAUCGGCUCGGCGGCGGCGAACAGCCUGGCUCACGUGACCUCCUGCCUGCUCCUCCUGGCCUACAUCCGAUGGAAGGACCUCCACCGGCCCACCUGGGGAGGCUGGUCCAGCGAGUGUCUGCAGGACUGGGGGUCCUACAUGAAGCUGGCGGUCCCCAGCACCUUCAUGGUGUGCUUCGAGUGGUGGAUCUGGGAGAUCGGGGGCUUCCUGGCGGGCGUCCUGGGAGAGGUGGACCUCGCGGCCCAGCAUGUGAUGGUGGAGAUAUCGGCCAUCACCUACAUGUUUCCUUUGGGCGUCCAAGCGGCUGCCUGCGUGCGUGUGGGCAACGCUCUGGGAGCCGGAGACACCGCCGGCGCCGUCCUUAGCUGCAAGGUGGCCCUGAUGCUAACAGGAUUGCUCGCCGUCUUCCAGGGUGUCGUCAUCGUCAGCUCCAAGUCCGUCCUGGGAUACGUCUUCACGUCGGACGGAAACAUCGCCGCCAUCGUGUCCGACAACCUGAGCAUAUACACUUUUCUACAAUUCUUCGACUCCAUUCUGUGCGUCUGCUCCGGGAUCCUGGUCGGCUGCGGCAUGCAGAAGAUGGCCGCCGUGUCCAACCUGGUGGGCUACUACUGCAUCGGGCUGCCAGUGGGCGUCGCCCUCAUGUUUGCGGCCCGCCUCAGAAUAUUCGGUUUGUGGCUUGGACUCCUGACGUGCGUCUGCCUGGAGGCCGGAUUUUUCCUCGUCCUCAUCUUCAAACUCAACUGGAAAAAAGUCACACGAGAGGCUGAACUGCGAGCUGGGGCAAAUAUUCCAGACGCAUCAAAGUGCGGCGUGCCGAACGACUCCAUGGUGGACGACAAAGAAGCUUCCAGAAGCGGCGAAGGCGGGACGCUGUCAUCAUCAGGCCGUGACAAAGCCCCGGCGCCGCUGUCCGUCACUCAGCUCCUGUUGAGGAGAGGACUCGCCGUCUCUGUCGCUGUGCUCAUUUUAGCCGCUGGCGUCGUUAUGCGCGUCACCUUUCCCGUUCCGGAAAUUGUAACAUCGAUGGGGGUUAACUUUACCCAAAGCUGGGCCAACGACUCCACCCCCACGCCAGCCGCUUGGACCCGGCAGACCACCGACAUCGGAACGCCGCUCAACCGCUCAACGACUUCAUCCUUCAAGUAAACACCAACGUGUCUUUAGAAGUACCUUCAAGUAUUUUCAGGAGGCAUUCUAUUAGGGCCAAAACCAGUUUUAUGACAAACAAAGAAAACCAAAAUAAAAUUGUAAUUUGGGGGGAAAUUUAAAAUUUUUGAGAAUAAAGUCAAACUUUGAUGGGAAAAUUUCAUAAUUAUAAUUAUUAUAAUAAUUAUUAUUAUAAGCUGUAAUAAUAAUAAUAAUAAUAAUAAUAAUAAUAAUAAUAAUAAUAAUAAUAAUAAUGUAAUAUGGGGGAAAAUGACAUCAUUUUAGUAGCAUGAAGUUAAAAUAUUAAAGAAAAUAUACAUUGGAAUAUUAUAAGAAAAAUAAAAGAAUGUAAAAAAAUCAGCUGUAAUUUGACGAGAAUAAAGACAAAAUAUUAAGAGAAAAAGUUAUGAGGACAAAUAAUGUCAGCUGAAAUAUUAAAUAAAUAAUGCACAUUUUUAAAGUAAUUUUUUGAGAAACAAAAGAAAAUAAAUGAGCUAUUUCUCUAGGCUGUUUGGAAAUGAUUUUGGAAACAGCACCAUCUGCUGGUGUUGGGGGGAAUGGGGGGCACUAAGCGGCGCCAACAUAACCCAAAUAGUGUAAAGAUAUAGAUUUCUAUUGAAUAGAUCAGAUUGGAGGGGGGGGGGGGGACGGAGACAAAUGGAGUAUUUCUCAAGUUGCUGUACUCUCGGUCGUCACGCCAACGACUCCGCGAUGACACUUAAUGGCGGCACGGCGGGACGCUGAUUGCGGCCUCCGCAGAGGAAGCUUUCCCGACAUGACGGCCUCUGUGAUGUCAACCCGUGAUGAGCGACGGUGGCAGGCGGCUGAUUUCAUAUGCAGCUUAACAAUUAAACAAAAAAAAGCAAACGUUUAUUACCAACAUCAUGCGUGGGUCAAAGGUCAGCACUCCAACCAAUAUGGAUGAGGAGAAAUGAUGCUUAUUGUACUUUUAUGGUCUUCCAUGCUUCCUUGUUUGUCUAUAUGUGCCCUGUGAUUGGCUGGCCACCAGUCCAGGGUGGACCCCGCCUCUCGCCCCAAGACAGCUGGGAUAGGCUCCAGCACCCCUGGUGAGGAUAAGCGGUAGAAAAUAAAUGAAUGUAUUUCAGUAAUCAUCGGCCGUGGUCAACCACAAAGCAGCGCUGAUUUAUUAAAUAUGUCCAAAAUGACAGUUAACGAGCCCCCUCCCCCUCCCCCCCCUCCCCACUCCCACCCCAACCACUGCUGAUUCGCUCCUCGUUAGUUCCACAGUGGAAGCACAGACAGACUAGCGAGCGUCUCCUGACCGUUACUGGCCUAACUGGAGCUGGACGAGCAGCUCGCUGACGAAGACGCCGGCGAGGAGGAGGCCGAUCAUGGCGAGCACGGCGAGUCCACGCCGUAGCACUAGCUGUCUGACAGAUAAGGCCGAGCCGUCCGACCGCGUCCGCUCGGAACCGGACUCCGCAGGACUGGAUGGACUGCGGUCCUGGUCACAUGCUGGUGGGCGGGGCGUAGACAUUUUAAACGGGGUGUUUUGUUGCUAGGCAGAUUUCAGUCAGGUUACCUUUGUUUUCUAUGACAAAGACCCUGCUUGGUUCUUGGGGGGGGACACCAGCUCGUACCAGCGCCUGAUCCGGGACACAUCACAGCAGAAGAACAGAAGAAUGACAACGUUCCUCCACGGCUGGAAGAGACUCAUUGCAAGUUAGCACAGCGGCUUGAUUGCAGUUGAUUGGCUUUAUUUUCACCCUUAAUAAUAUGAAUAAAAUAAUAA